Messenger RNA from Talpa occidentalis (Iberian mole), 1356 nucleotides. RefSeq names its product Rieske Fe-S domain containing (gene RFESD). NCBI's taxonomy places the organism in Eukaryota, Metazoa, Chordata, Mammalia, Eulipotyphla, Talpidae. The transcript is spliced from 4 exons. Bases 165 to 638 code for a protein of 157 amino acids. The record is from RefSeq and is a predicted model, not a curated record. Gene Ontology annotation, molecular function: 2 iron, 2 sulfur cluster binding.
CACGGAGAGGCCCUACGAGGCGUGUGCACCUUAGAGAACGGGCCGCACCCGGAAUCUGCAGCCUCCGUGGGGCCAGCGGGGCGUUUACUGCAAACUUUCCUGGCAUCUGUGGGCUCGGAAGCAUAAAAACUGUGCCAGGGUUUCUGCAGCCCUGCGCACCUAGCAUGGAUCUUAGUGGCUCUCCUCAAGAUCCUGAAAUAAAGGAAUAUUCUCCAGUCUGUGUUGGCAGAGAAGAUGACAUUAAAAAAAUGGAAAGAAUGACAGCUGUUGUCCAUGACAGAGAAGUGGUUAUUUUCUACCACAGAGGGGAAUAUCAUGCUAUGGAUAUUCGCUGUUACCAUUCAGGAGGACCUUUACAUUUGGGAGAAAUAGAGGAUUUUGAUGGACGAGCAUGUAUAGUUUGCCCCUGGCAUAAAUAUAAAAUUACUUUGGCAACAGGAGAAGGACUGUAUCAGUCAAUAAACCCCAAAGAUCCAUCAGCAAAACCCAAGUGGUGCUCCAAAGGAAUAAAGCAAAGGAUUCAUACGGUGACAGUGGACAAGGGGAAUAUCUAUGUGACUCUUUCUAAUGAAUCUUUUAAAUGUGACUCUGAUUUUUAUGCCACUGGAGACUUCAAGGUAAUUCAGACUUCUUCCUGAUAAAUUAUAUGGCAAUGACAAUUGUAUAUAUUUUAAAAAUAUUUUUAAAAUAAUUAUGUCUCAAUGCUAAGGAUGAUUCUUUGUCCAACAUAGAUGUAUUUUAUUACUUUUAAACUCAGUGAAACCAAGAGAUUUAAAGGCACAUAUACUUAGUAUGAUGUAAGGAUUAUCAGGAUCUGUUAAAUAUAUUUCAUCCUCUAGAUUGAUUAGAAGGUUAUAGAUUUAGAAUGUGCAGUUUAAUAAGGAUGAAAGAAAGUAAUGUGGAAUAAUCUAAAAUGAAAGGGUAAAAAAGAAAGGUCUCAUGAGAAAAUAUGUUGCCUGGAAAAAGAAAUUCCUAUUUAAUAUACAGACCAGACUUUAUUAUGGAAAAGUGUCAAUAUAUACAAAGUAAAUAGAAUAGUGUAGUCAUCCAACUUCAGUUCUCCACCUUCCUAUUAUUAUUAUUAUUACAUUUUAAGGUAAAAUUUAAAUAUGCUGAAAUGCUUUAAUCUUGUUUAAUUCUUCAAAAUAUAUAGUUUAUAUUUUAGACUUUAAAAAAAACUCUCCCCAAAUGAGAUCAGUUUAUACACUGAAUCUAAAAAUAAGAAAUCAAUGCUCUGGACACCAAAACUUGAUUCAAUAAACUUGACUCACUUUCUCUCUGGUAUAGUCUCCCAUUCAUUGAGCCAAAGUACAUUGAAUGCCUAUAUGAAAUUUUCAAAUAAAGUGUUUUUAAAAU